Messenger RNA from Raphanus sativus (radish), 1685 nucleotides. Its product is annotated as wax ester synthase/diacylglycerol acyltransferase 3-like. The record is from RefSeq and is a predicted model, not a curated record. NCBI's taxonomy places the organism in Eukaryota, Viridiplantae, Streptophyta, Magnoliopsida, Brassicales, Brassicaceae. Gene Ontology annotation, molecular function: long-chain-alcohol O-fatty-acyltransferase activity; diacylglycerol O-acyltransferase activity. Gene Ontology annotation, cellular component: plasma membrane. Gene Ontology annotation, biological process: triglyceride biosynthetic process.
AUAAACCCUUGUACUACUAUAUAAGAGCCAAGUAUGGCUGAAAGCAAGAUUGGGUUAUAGUAAAAAAAAGAUCGAGAAGACAUGGCGAGAGAGAAGCAAGCAGAGAUAACAAUAAUGGAGCCACUUAGCCCAGUGUCCCGGCUGUUUGUUUCGCCCGGUUUCUAUGGCGUCAUUGUCUUUACCUUAGGGUUUAAAACUAGAUGCAACUCAUCUGCCAUUGUUGAAGGUAUCAAGAACACAUGGAUCAAGCUUCCCCGCUUCUCUAGCAAAGUGGUAAUGGACGAUAAGAAAAAUGGAGAAGCGGUUUGGCUUCCUGUUAGUGUUCGAGUAGAAGAUCACGUUUUUGUUCCCGACAUUGAUCCAUCCGACAUUACAAAUCCUGAUCAAUUUAUAGAAGACUAUACGUCAAACAUAGCUAAUACGGACAUGUCAAAACCUUUAUGGGAAUUUCAUGUACUGAAUAUAAAGACAUCAAACGCAGAAUCUUUAGGUAUAGGGAAGUUCCAUCACUCACUGGGCGAUGGGAUGUCUCUUAUGUCUCUUCUGUAUGCUAGUUCAAGAAAAAUAUCAGACCCCAAUGCUCUUCCUACUACUGCUUCUACAAGAAAACAAGUUGGUUCCAAUGAUAGUUGGUGGUUGGUUGCAAGAUUCUGGUUUAUGAUAAGAGUCAUUUUUACAACUUUUAUUGAACUGUUUAAGUCCCUCCUUACACUAUGUUUUAUGCGUGAUAAUAAAACUCCUCUCAUGGGUAAAACGGGAGACCGAAAUGGACCUAGAAAGAUUAUCCAUCGGAUAAUAAGCUUUGAUGAUGUCAAGUUUGUGAAGAACACAAUGAAAAUGAAAGUGAAUGAUGUUUUUCUUGGAAUGACACAGGCAGGUCUCUCAAGAUAUUUGAGUAAAAAAUAUGAAGAUGAAGAUCCAGUGACCAGGAAGAAAAAGUCCUUAGAAGAAACCCGUCUCCGUGGUACAAUUGCUGUAAAUCUAAGACCAGAGACAAAGAUCAAGGAUCUGGCUGAUAUGAUGACAAAAGGUUCAAAAUGUAGAUGGGGUAACUUCAUAGGUGUUGUUAUAUUUCCUUUGUGGGUAAAAUCUGAGGAUGAUCCCUUGGAAUACGUCCGUAGAGCCAAAGCUACUAUGGAUAAGAAAAAAAUCUCCAUGGAAGCACUUGUGUUAUAUGGAUUCAUCAAAUUUACCAUGAAAAUAUUUGGCGAGAAGGUAGCAGAAGCUAUCACUAAGAGGGUAUUUAGCCAUACAACGUUAACAUUUUCUAAUGUGUUGGGUCCGAACGAAGAUAUAAGUUUUUUCGAACACCCCAUGUGUUAUGUCGGAGCAAGUGCAUUGAUUGGACCACAAGCUCUUAUUAUCCAUUAUGUAAGCUACGUAGACAAGAUUAUCAUCAAUCUAGCUGUCGACACAACAGUGAUUCCAGACCCUCAUCAACUAUGUGAUGAUUUGAUAGAGUCGCUUGAUAUCAUUAAACUUUCUGUCUUGGAGAAAGGUCUUCAUAAAAUGGAGGUUUGACACCGUUCACACGAUAUAAAUAAACAUGGAAGUCUACGUUAAAAAGAUAACAUGUGGUGAAAUACUAUGUUAACUUUUGUAUUUGUUACGAUGCCAUGUUAUUAUAUACAUUCUACUUCGGUAGUAUAAACGUUUUAUUUGUAUACAGAAAAAGCAUUAGUUCA